Messenger RNA from Bombina bombina (fire-bellied toad), 11898 nucleotides. It is a transcript of the gene RAP1GAP2, whose product is annotated as RAP1 GTPase activating protein 2. Gene Ontology annotation, biological process: regulation of small GTPase mediated signal transduction; activation of GTPase activity. Gene Ontology annotation, molecular function: GTPase activator activity. Gene Ontology annotation, cellular component: cytoplasm; plasma membrane. The transcript has 23 exons. Lineage: Eukaryota; Metazoa; Chordata; Amphibia; Anura; Bombinatoridae. The record is from RefSeq and is a predicted model, not a curated record. The coding region runs from base 493 to 2709 and encodes 738 amino acids.
UACUGCAUACUCACUUAGCAUCCUCCUGCAAGGCAAAGUUAAUAUUUGAGCCAGCAGGUGUACAGCAAACUAAAAGCAUUGUGGGUUUUUUGUGUGUGUUUGUUUUUCGCUCUACUGGGGUUUGACUUCAUGACGUGCCGGCUAUGGAUUUAUAUGCGUGAGGAUGGAUGUGGAGUGCUGCAUCGCGCACACUGUGGUCAGUGAGCACAAACUUGUGGAUUAUCAGUGACCCCGAGCGCUGGGGGAGACAGGUGCUGAAGCUGCUGGAGGUUAUUGUGGCUGAGGCUGCUGGUGGCUGCAGCACUUUGCAAAGUGACUUAUCUGAAAAAAAGAGCAGGAUCUGGAUCCUGAGCCAGGGUGCCAGGUGACUAUAUGGCCACUAAAAUAGAAGACACCGGUAUUUCUUAUUAGUGACCUUAUACAUCAAAAUAAGGAGGUUUGUGUGGAUUUACAGUGUUUGGCUGCUUUUGCUAUUGGAGUUUACAGGCAACUAUGUCACAACCAAGGGACAGGAUUCAUUCCAAAAAAGCAGGGAUACGAGCAGCUGUGGUUCUUAUUGGAUUGCUGCAUAAAUCACGGAAACAGAUUAGAGAACGAAGGAAGCAGGAGCUGUCCAGCACUUCAGAAGUGACCAUUCCGGAUCGCCCUGUUUCACCACCUGCCACUGCACCACCAAACAUGAAGUCUGCAGAGUUCUUUGAGAUGCUGGAAAAGAUGCAGGCACCGAAAUUGGAAGAACAUAGGAGUGGAAGUCAGAAAAACAAGGAAGAUUAUAUACCAUACCCCAGCAUCGAUGAGAUUCUUGAGAAAGACACAACAUACCCUCUGGUCAUACUUCCUCAGUUUGGUGGUUAUUGGAUAGAAGAUCCUGAAAACAUCAGCACGCCAACUUCUUCAGACAGUAGCAUUUGUGAUGAUGAAGAGGAACCAACAAGUCCCAGCACAUAUGGAUAUAAGCUGGAAUACAAAGGUUCAGCACGGGCCUACAGAAAGCAUUUCUUGGGGAAGGACCAUUUGAAUUUUUACUGUACUGCAAGUAGCCUUGGGAACUUGAUCCUUUCGAUUAAAUGUGAAGAAUCUGAAGGCAUUGAGUAUUUAAGGAUUAUACUCAGGUCUAAAGCAAAAACUCUACAUGAACGAAUACCAUUGGCCGGAUUUAGUAAGCUUCCCAGCGUCCCUCAAAUUGCCAAGGCGUUAUGCGAUGAUGCCACGGGACUAAAAUUCAAUCCUGUUCUCUACCCUAAGGCUUCUCAAAUGAUUGUUGCCUAUGAUGAACAUGAAAUUAACAACACAUUCAAAUUUGGGGUUAUAUAUCAGAAACUCAAACAAACAUUAGAAGAAGAAUUAUUUGGAAAUAAUGAAGAGAGUUCAGCAUUUAAAGAGUUCUUGUCUUUACUUGGAGACACUGUUUUACUUCAGGACUUCAAAGGGUUUCGUGGUGGGCUAGAUGUAGCACACGGACAGACUGGUACAGAAACAAUUUACUCUGUCUUCAGAGAAAAGGAAAUCAUGUUCCAUGUAUCCACCAAAUUACCAUUUACUGAAGGAGAUAACCAGCAGCUACAAAGGAAAAGGCACAUUGGUAAUGACAUAGUGGCAAUUAUUUUCCAAGAAGAGAACACCCCUUUUGUCCCGGAUAUGAUUGCAUCUAAUUUUCUGCAUGCUUACAUCGUAGUACAGGUGGAAAACCCAGAAACUGAAUACACAACAUACAAGGUAUCAGUGACUGCUCGGGAAGAUGUACCAUCUUUUGGACCUCCUUUACCAAAUCCACCAGUAUUUCAAAAAAAUUCUGAAUUCCGUGAAUUUUUGCUGACCAAACUUAUUAAUGCUGAGCAUGCAUGCUGUAAAUCGGACAAGUUUGCCAAGCUUGAGGAUCGAACAAGGGCUGCUCUUUUGGACAAUCUUCAUGAUGACCUUCAUGUACACACACAAGCCAUGCUUGGACUUGGUCCAGAAGAAGACAAACUAGAAAAUGGAGCUCAUGGGGGCUUCCUUGAGUCAUUUAAGCGAGCAAUUCGAGUUCGUAGCCAUUCCAUGGAAACUAUGGUGGGCAGUCAGAAGAAGCACCAGUCAGGAGGGAUCUCUGGAAGCCUAAGUGGAGGCAUUGUUCAUACAAGUGCAGAAAUAACAAAAACGACCUUUUCUCCUCCAGCAGUUGUCUCUAAGACACAGUCAAAGAGCCCCAUAAAACGAAGAUCUGGUCUCUUUCCUCGUCUGCACACAGGAACAGAAAACCAGCCUGAAAGUCGGACACGAUGUGAUAGUGUUUCUGCGACCCAGAGAAUCACAGAGGGUGGACAUUCAUCCCAGGAUGUGAAAUCAGAAACUUCUUCAAAUCCCAGUUCUCCAGAGAUAUGCCCCAAUAAAGAGAGACCUUUUGUUAAACUGAAGGAAAAUGGACGAUCCAACAUUUCUCGGUCAUCAUCAAGUACAAGUAGUUUUAGCAGCACAGCUGGAGAAAGUGAAGCCAUGGAAGAAUAUGAGAGUGCGGGAAGUCAACCUUUGACUGCAUCUCCCUUUAAACAGGAAGUGUUUGUCUACAGCUCGUCACCUAGCAACGAGAACCACACUGCCAUCACCCCUGUAAUUAUGAGCAGGAGCCCCACAGGUGUGUCUUUUGAUAUAAAGAGUAGAAAUUCUCCACGAUCCAACCUCAAAUUCCGUUUUGAUAAACUCAGCCAAUCAAGCUCCGGCUCAAGUACAUGAGACAAUGUUCAACUGAAGAUGAUCUCUAAUACUCAAAUCUGACCUGCAAAGGUAUUCACUCCAUGAAUAAUUACUGCCACGAAGCAUUAAUGGAUAUAUUUAAGUACCAAGCUGUUCCCCACAAAUUGAAGGAACUGCUUUAGUGCACUCCCUUUGUCAAGUGAGACUUGUCUUGUGAAUGGAGUCCUAUUCUGUUAUCCUGAUCUGUUCUAUCCAACACAGAAUUCUCAUAGUCAUCUUAGUUGAAGAAAACCGUCAUUUUGUACCUGAAGCAUCUUAUCUCCACGGUCUUUUAACUAAAAAACACCUUCUCACCGUGUGCCAAUCAUAGAAGUGAUUAACAGAUAUCAUGCAGUCCGCUGUUAUAGCUGCAUAUCAUCCAGAUGUUGGACUUUCCAUCAAGUGGUGCUUGGAAUAGGAUACAAUGACAAUAUUGAUGCUGCUUCUUCAUUCCUGCCUAGAGUCUACCAGAAUAUAAUUUCUGCCAUUUCAACUAAAUCAUUUAUUACCUCUGUCAUACGUGUUACUGGGUGGCACUGGCAUGUUGAAAACAGCUGUCAUUAUGUUUGUGUAAUGUGGAUUUUGUACAAUGUAUCUACACGUGAAAAGGUACCUGGUAAAACAGAGCCAUGAACCUAGCUUAUUAUCUUCAAUUCCUACUAACAUGAUUGAGCUAUAGUUGUUUUGGGUUAUUUAAAGUUAAUUAUGUGGCUUAGUCAUAAUCGCCAAUAUUUCUAUAUUGUUAUUAUACUAUGUUUAACAUAAUAUUAAAUGUGUUUCAUUACAAUAUGGAGCUCAAUAAUAUAAUACUGUUUAUUUUUAUUGUGACAGAGAUCACAUUUUGAGAUGCAAAAAUAUAGGUCUAAACCACUUCAUUAUCUACCUCUAUAGUGGUUCAUGAAAUCAGCAGGAAAGCAGUUUGUCUCAAUCCUAUGUAUAAAAUAAAAAUGAACUAUUGUGGGAGGCAGCAUACCCUGUUGAGCUAAAAAUACUGUCAACACAAUAAGAAGUACCUUUUAUGAUGUAAUCCUUAGAAGUCAUGUUAUUUUAUAUGAGUUAUAAAAGAGAAACGUACAUCUCAUUCUGCAUAGAAAUCUGAGGUGUAGCACCCAUUUAUCAUUAUAAAAAUUGUAGACUGACCAAUAUAAUUUUUUUAUGCAUCAUAAUACAAUACAAUACAAAUAAUUAGUGUUAAUAGGAAUACAUUGCUGUUAGGCUGUGUUACACAAUUGCUUGUUUUCACAGACUCAAUUCAAUUAUUUUGAUGAAUUAACUGUAUAAUCUAUUUGGAUUUAGACAUCCAGGACCCAUAAUUGUAUUUUAGGUACGCUAAUAUGUCUAUGAGUUCAUUUUUAUAAGCCCUGGUAACAACUCUUUAUUGUAGGGAUGUAUUCCAGCUGCUUUUCCAGAUAAAUAUAUUUUGAACCAGUUAGAGAAACAUAUUUUCCUAUUCUUGAUCGCAUUUAAAUAGUCUCCAGAUGUUUGUACCAUUCCUAGAAUAAGUUAGCAUUGACAAUUGUCUUUGUAGACUAUAAACAAGGAUUAAGUGUUAAAGGGACACUAAAUACGAUAGGAAAUAAUAUAGUCAGAGCAAAAACUACCCUUAGAAUAAUAUACACAUAUUUUCUAAAAUUAGAUUAAUUUUAAGUGUAAUGUGUUAGUCUACAAAAGUAAUGGCUGCUGACAUGUUGGUACCUAGGGAAUAUGCCCAUUACCUUAUUUUAGCUCAUUGAGGACGAGUUAUAUCUGUUUAUCUAGAAUAAACAUCUUAAACUGUUUAAUGUCUGUUGAAAGGGAAGAAAACACUAUAUAAACUAAGAUGUUCUAUUUGUCAGUCAGAAUCCAUGACUGUAUAUUGAGGAACGUGUGAAGCAUACCCCAUAAGGUAUAAUAUGCGGCUUUGGGGAGCUAUUAAGAAAUGUUUAGAAUAGUCAUGUACAAUUAAAAAAUUGCGCCAAAUACUAGUUAUAUCAUAAAGGCAACAGGAGUUGAGGUUGAAUGACCUGCAAGAUAUGACUGUAGUAGGAUUUUUAACAAUACUUUGAAUCCUACUACAAAACUUAGAGUUUGCUCACAGUCAUUUAGAAAAAUGUAUCUAAUGAUUUAUUUACAAAAUCCCAAGAGACUUUAAUGGUGUUUUUCUGUUGAAAAUUAUUAGUUUUUUUCUAAAGGAUUAUAAUUAACCCCUUCUUUAGAAAACUUACAAUAGGAUAUUUAUUUGACUCUCUCAUUGUUAAAGGUCAGGCUAAUGGCUAUAUUUAUAUUUCCUAGCUUAAUUGCAUUAUUUCCAACCACAUAGCCGAGGCAAAUGUUAAUGAUACAUUUAUUUCAGUUUUGUUUAACAUGAUCCUAGUGUAACAAAUUAAGUGGUGAAUACAUGUAUGAUGUGUAUUUUCCAAUUAGUGGUUCAAAAGGCUCUGGGGAGCAAAUCUUAGGUUACAAUUUAAAUAGACACAGCAAUUACCAGUGGCACCCUCAGGACUCAAGCCAGAAUGAAUGGGGGGGUGAAAGCGGGAUAAGUGCAAUCCGUGUCACUCAAGGAGAAGUUGCUAUGAUAAGCUGAAUAGGCGGGCAUCCAGCUUGACUCAUCCACAGUCCCCAUACAUAAAGGAAUAGUAGAAAUCACCAUAGAGUCCGUCUUUAUAAUAAAAUAUCCAUGUUUAUUGAGACAAGCGUUAAAAACAUAAAAACAAAAAUGGUAAACAAAAAUAAAGCGUUAGUACAUAGUACUGAUAACUCACAUCAUACGUGUUUCAGUUCCUGCCUUUCUCGAUUACGUUAGUACUAAUUACCUUCCCGUUACCCUAUUUAUACCAUUUCCUUUAGUGAAUUCAAACAAUCAGUUAACCCUAUACACUCUGAACAACUCCUCUUGGAGUUCUGAUAUGUUGCAAUUGUAAUCAUGUAGUUCAAAAUUUGUAAAAUGAUAAAUAUAACAUUUAUCCAUUUGUUAAAUAUAUACAAACUUGCAACUAAGAACAAUCUCACAGAAGAGGUUUAAUACGGAAUCCUAAUGUGGCUUUGCAAAUUAUAUCUACCAAGUUACUAAUGAUAUAUAAGAAUAUUAGUAUAUUAGUAUAAGCAGCGGGAGAUGGAAAUAUAAACUGACAUCACACUCUUUAUUCAUUCCUUGUGGAUGGCGAGUUUGCAAAGUAAAAACCCAAUAUACUUCCCUUUGAUCCCGUCUGUGCUCCCUAUCUCCCCUCGUGGAUGUCUUUAGACAUGCUCUAUUGCCUGAAAUCCACAUUUGUAAAUACCAGCAUUUUUCUCAAUAAACCUGGAUAUUUUAUUAUAAGGAUAGACGCUAUGGUGAUUUAUACUACACUUAGAUAAGGUUAUUUUUAGUAAUUCAUUUAUAUGGCAAACUACUUUAAAACAUUAAGGGCUAGAUUACGACUGGAGUGCAAAUGUUUGCACCCGAGCGAUAUGUAAACACUAUCGCUUGAAUGUAAUUGAGAUUUACGUUAGAAUGAUUACUGUGACUUCAGAGCUCUGGUUAACUGUUUUGCAAAACAAAAAAGUUGCACAAAAUACAUCAAAAAUACAUUAUAAAGUACAGUUACUCUCAUAAUAACACCAUCUAAUAAAAAACAUGUAAAAGCAUAUUUAUGCCAUAUUCAAAUUUAACCCCUUAAUGACCAAAACACACACUUUACGUUGCUGGUCAUUAAAGGGAUUGCCUUCUUAUAAUAGCGCAGGUCUUACCAUGCUAUAAAAAAACAACCUCCCAUAGAAAGACCAGAAAUUUACAGGGGUUAAUAAAGGUUUUAACUGUGCAUUUACUGUAAAUGUUUCACAUUCCAUUGUUCUGUACAUAGCAUAAUAUGUUCUAUGUAUUUAUAAAUAGAUAUUCCUUUAUAUAACUGUAUAUAUCUAAACCUUUCUUUAAUUAUAUAGGUAUAAAUAUAUAUUGUAUUAAAAUACCAUCAGAUAUAUGUAUAAAUAUGUAUUUGGGAAUAAAUAAAACAUAUUCUGCUAUGCGUAGAACAUUGGAAUGUGAUGUAUUCAUAUUUUAAUGUUGGGUUAGCGCUAAUGAGAAUAUGCGAUCAGGUUUGUGCGGGAUUUUUUUCCAUAUUUUAUUUUUUCAUUGAUUCCUACGGGGUAAUACGUGAGCACACACACAAUAUUCUAACAUUGGCUUUUUGCGCUUGUCGGGGUAGCACAAGAGCAAAAACAGUAUACUUUCAAUUCAAAAUACAAGCGCAACCCGACAAGCGCAAAAAGCUUACUUCUGGCACAAUUUACGCUCAAGCAGAAGCAUUAAUUUUUGCUCCACUCAUAAUCUGGCCCUAAAAUAGGGAUCAAAUAGAUCAUGUCACUUUAAUAACUUAGGCUAGUUUACAUUCCAGUUGCAAAAUUUGAGCUGGUAAGAAAAAGCAACUAUUUCCAUUAAAAUCAAGCAGAAUGUUACAAAUGGAUUGUAAUCUAUAUCAUUGUUUCUCAACCGCGGUCCUCAAGUACCCUCAACAGGCCAGGUUUUUAUUAUAGCUGAACAAGUGCACAGGUGAAAUAAUCAGCGGAUGGGUGAGAGCAGGUUAGUAACCACAUGGUGUUACUGAUCAGCUGAUUACUUCAGUACUUGAGGACCGUGGUUGAGAAACACUGAUCUAGACAAAGGGUGAGUUUACAUCACUGGUGUUAAAAAUGCUGUUUACCAUUAAAAUAGCUGUUAAAAAAAAGAUAUCAUCUGGCAGUUGACAGAUUUAUCCGGUUCCUGUUUUGCUCUCACCAAAUCAUACUGUAGAAAGUUAUUUUUUUUUGUUUCAAUUGAAGUAAACUAUUGGAUUUUUAUAGUCUACUGUUAAUCGACUCAACUUUUCGGUUACCUCUCCAAGGUGUAAAUGGUCCAAAUGUCCUUUACAGCAAGAUUAAAUUGUGGUUUCUAAAUUAUUAUUUUUUAAAUUUGAAUAAACAGACAUUAAAAGUUACAUUAAUAUAAAUGUCUAUCUGAACAGAUAUGAUGUAUAAUCAUAAUGUUUAUAUGUUUGACACUAUAACCUUUAAAAAUAGAACUCAUAAUCAUACAUACAUUAUGUUUUUAUGACUUAUCAUAACAGAGCAUUGUAUUAUUUUCAUAUAGACAGAGAUUUUAUUUAUUAAUCAUACUUUUGUUGCAAAUAAAAUUAAAUUUAUUAAAUGCUGAGACAUUAUAUAUAAAAGUAAAAAAGAAUUAAUAAUUAUAUAAAAAAGCUAUUUUUUUAAACCAGCAAGAAAAAUAACUAAACAGUAGUCUUGUCAGAGUUCUAUAUUAAAUAGUCUAUUAAAUACGUUUAUAAAUAUAUUUGCAUGACUAUUGCAGCAGAGUUGAUCACAGGUGAAGAUAGCAUAAUACGUUUCUAACGCCAUCAGGUUACAGUUGCUAAGCAGAAUAUUCAGAGGUGCUUAUUUUACUCUGAAAACUAUCAAUUCUUAGAAUGUUAAAUGAAAAUAAAGGAAGGGAUAAAGUUGAUGAGUUUUCCAUCCAUUUGUAAAAUGGAAUGAAUAAGUAUUUAAACCUAGUGAAAGGAAGCAAAGCAAAUAUCCCUUUACGCCAGCCAAAUGGUUUUAUGCUUUAUGCCUCAAAACACUGCCUUAGUGGGUGCUUAUUUUUCCAAUUAAUUUGUCUAAAUUAUACAAAAGCCAAAAUUAAUUAUUAUAGCAGUGAGAAAUAUAGCAAGUGUUCCUUCUAAAGUUUUGAAAGGAAAAUGUAGAGAACUUAAAGCACCUAUCAAGUUUGUUUUAAUAUAUGCACAUUGUGUAGAGUAAGCUAACUAGCAUAAAUUCUUUUUUUCUAUGAGCCCCUUAGAGCUAGGUACAGUAUAUUUAUAUUUAAUCCUUUUGCAUAUAAAUGUAACAGAAUAGAUAGUCCCAAAUACCAAAUUAUUCAGGACUGGCCUCACAAGAUUAUGUUUAUAGGUUCAUUCAUGAAGCACAGCAUGUCUAACUACUAACAAACCAACAUGUUAAAAAUAAAAACAAACAAAUUAAAUGGUUCAAAAUAUAUUAUUUCUAGUUUAUUAGGAUUUUAGCAAAACUCUAUAGCUACUAGGCUUAUCUGUAUAUUAUACGUAGUUCCUCAUUUCAUAUCACAAUUUCCAUAGUUGCCUCUGCUGUGCAAGUCACGGAUCACCGAACGUUGACAUCCUAAAUGAAAUCAUGCAAUGUCUCAUAUGGUUAGGUUUUUCACUUUUGUAAGGAGUACAAAAAAAUGAUUAAUACUUUACCUUAAAAACAUGCCAAAAGAGAAGCACUCAACCAAUGUAAUGUAUUAAUUAGCUUAAAAUUAAUAGUUUACAAAACAAAAUUCUGUCGGUCAUAUGUAAGAAAAGCUAAACACAUUUUGCUAGAUUAACAUUUGUGAGCAGUUAAUAAUGUGCAACACAUUAUUUUGCGCUCAGCCUUGCACAAAUACUAAAUCAUGAUUGGGUAUUAAGUUAUUGGUUAAAAUGCACCUUAACCUCAUCAUUUUAACACACUUGAUACAUAAAUAGAGCAUUGUACAUCUAUGGAAAACAGUAGUAUUGCGCUUAUUGCAUUCGUAUUACAAGUUGUUGGUUGAGUGUUACGAUUGUGUUAGCACUUUUGAAAACCAGGUAUUAAGUGUUAUUGCCAUUGUGCAUUCAAAAAAGUGUAUAGUAAAGGACACCUGCACGAUCCAAUAUGGAUAAUGUAACACACAUUAUACUACUGUAUGCACAAUAUUUACUAACUAGGGAUGUUAACGCUCCAUACUGCUAGCAUUUUUGUGCUCCACUUGUAGUCUGAUAUCGUGAUACUUAGGUAGGCAUCCAGCACUACAUGACAGGAAUAGUGCUGACAUCUAGUGCUCUUGCAAAUUGAUAAAAUUCUUCCAAAAUGGCUGCCAUAUAGUGCUCCAGAAAUGGGCCAGCACCUAUGCAUACGUUCCUGCUUUUCAACAAAAGAUACCAAAAGAAUGAUAAGAGGUCAAUUAGAAAGUUGUUUAAAAUUGCAUGCAAUAUCUGAAUCAUGCAAGAUAAUUUUUUUGUUUCAUAUCCUUUUAACAUGUCAUUGCCUUUAGCUUGUUACUACUAUCGGGUUUCAGCAAUUUUAUUCUUUACAGUUCCAUAGUUGUAUACAACACAUAAAAGGAUUAGAAGAAAAACAUUGAGCUUACUAAACUAAAACACUUUCAAAUGAACUUAACACCCUGGAACUCAUGUUUAAUGUGAACUGCAGAGACCAAAAAUAAUAAAAUAAAUGCAGUUUUACUUAAGAUUGGAACAAAAUGAAAACAAGUAUUUGCAUAAGACAACUAUAUAUGCUUGAAUCUCUUUAAUUACACAUACAGCGACCAUCUUGGUUACAAGUGCAGUAAAAAAGCAUAGGAUUUAUGGGAUUUCUCACCAAGAGACGGCUUAUAUUUUAUAUGGACUCCUCCAGUUUUAUUUCAUUUAUGGGGGAAGCUUUCCAAAAGAAUGAUAAAACCCCAAAGAUAAAGCCAAUAAUUAAAUAUAUGUCUCUGAACCACAUAUAUAAUACAACUUAUAAUGAUAAAUAACUUUAAACUUUUCCAUUUCUGUAUAGACAGGUUGGGUGCAUAAAUAUAAAAAAUAGUUAGUGUAAUGGUCCAAUUUUCUAAAACAGACCAGUUAAUGUGGUGCAUAGGAAAAUAUUAUAGAAAUCUUUUUAGUUUUACUGUUACCAUUUAUGAGUGAUUUUUUUGUUUAAAUGAAUGUCAGUGCUAAAUAAAAACUGUAUAAUGUGGAACUGCAAAUACUUACACAGUUUAGGAAGCUCAGAAGAUAAUAGGGCAAUUAUUCGUUAUGUACAAAUGAAUUUAAUUUGUGGUCUAAUUAUAUACAGUAUGCAUUUGUAGGCAAGCUGUUUUGUCCUGUACCAAAAAGUUUACAUUUAUUUGUUUUGGUGGCUGAAGUCGACAGGAUAUAAGAUUAGGUCACAAAAGGAAAAUGCAUCAUGUUUAAAUAUAUUUAUUCACAUCAAUUUCCACCAAAGAUGAUUUUUUAAGGAAAUACUGAAAAGUUGUGUUAUGACAAUUUUAAAAUCUAUUUGAUCAAGUUCAGUGAUUUUAACUCCAGUCCUGAAGUACUCACAAUAGGCCAGAUUUGCAGGAUUUCCUAGAUAGUGCUAAUUAGUGGCUACAUUGGGGGUACUUGACGACUGGGGAUGUGAAUUCUACUUGGCAUUAUUGUUCACCCUAAAACACUGUUUUUCAAACCCUUCCUCAGGCCUCCCUAACAGGCCAGAUUUUGAGGAUAUCUGGACUGGAGAACAGGGGAAAUAAUCAGCCGGUUAGUAAACAUGGUUAUUUUACCUGCUCUAAUCCAAGGUAUUCCUGAAAAUCUGGCCUUUUGGGGAGGCCUGAGGGACAGGUUUUAAAAACAGCUCCCUAAAAGAAAAGGCUCAUAAGAGGUAAAAAAAUAAAAUAAAGUAAAAACAAUAUACUUUUAUCAUUUUAUAUCACAAAAGACUGGAAUUUGGGUUAGAUCUAACUUGUUCUUUCCAAAUGAUUUCUAGGUUUUGUCUUAAACGUUGUCUUGUAUCCUGUCUCAUCUUUCUAGUGCUGUUUCUUUAUGCAGCUGUUUGAAAUGAAUAUUCCUAAUUGUUUUCAUGUAAUACUGGUACAAUGUUAUAGUCAAAACAAUACAAUUGAAAUGCGUUGAGCUCCCAUUAGAAAAACACAAUUACAAUGUGUAAAAACAUGACAUGCAUUCAACAGUUUCUGUGUCAUUUCACAUAAUUUUCUUCUGAUGCCUGUUCCAGGCACCCUGGAAGUCAGCCAGAUAUUGAUGUGUCUCAGUGUAUAAAUGAAUUCAGGUUAAUGGGGUUAAUUUAUUUAAAGCUUGUUGCCAGAAAUGUCUUGUUGCAGGUAAAAAAAAGAGGAAUAAAAAUGUGUAUAUAUAGAAGCAUGCCAGUAUAUAAUUUCUACCUAAAUGUAGCACUAGAUAAAUGCAACAAAUAAGCAGAAUCAGUUUCUAAUUUUAGAUUAUAAAGAGAAUUUUUAAGUAUCUGGGUUGAGUGAAGGGGAAAUCUAUACAUCUAUUUAUAUUCUUUGUAGAUAGGUGGUGCUUUCUGUAAGUCUCCGGUGACCUCUGUUUGUAAAUAGUGUACAUUUAAUUUAUUGCUCUGGUCUGGUCUUGUAUAGAAUGAAAUCUAAUGUUCACAAAUGUAUAUUUUGUUGCUUAAAUGUGUCUUUGCAAAAUUCACAAUAAAUGAACUAUUUUAUGUCCA